This is a messenger RNA of Hypanus sabinus (Atlantic stingray), 740 nucleotides long. Its product is annotated as relaxin-like protein AGF. Gene Ontology annotation, molecular function: hormone activity. The record is from RefSeq and is a predicted model, not a curated record. Lineage: Eukaryota; Metazoa; Chordata; Chondrichthyes; Myliobatiformes; Dasyatidae. Gene Ontology annotation, cellular component: extracellular region. Bases 111 to 578 code for a protein of 155 amino acids. The transcript is spliced from 2 exons.
CCGGUCACAGCUGUGGAGGCAUCAGAUCAAGAGCUAAACUCUGCAAAAGUGAGUGAAGCGACCACUCACUGCUCACUUUGUAAGGAAACCCUGUAGCAAACCAAACUGAGAUGAAGAGUUUGGUGUUUAUUCUGGUCUUUGGCCUGUUACUUCAUUUCCACCCCACUGUUGUCUCACCCUGGCCCCGGGGACCAGAUUAUACCGAGAGGAGAGUAAUGUGUGGGUUGCAGUAUGUCCGAGCUGCUAUCAGUAUCUGUGGUCCUAAUAUGUGGACAAUGAGACCAAGAAAUGGAAGCGGUCCGAUCGUGCCGCCUCCUGAUUUUCUGGCGAUGUACGGGAUGAGAAAUGGUAUUGAAAGGAAUAACCUACGUGAGCAGUUGGCUGAUGAUGAGAUUGUAAAUUCUAUUGAUGAUUACCUCCAACAUAAUGAUAUAAGCAGCCAAUUGAAACAGAAGCAUGAAAUACCCUGGUCCAGAUCCCAAAGAGUCAGAAGGGCACGUUAUAAACCGCCAUUAUCAAAAAAAUGCUGUUCCACAGGUUGCAACAGAGAAGAUUUUCGAGGGUACUGCUACCUUUAGAAUAAAACACAGAUGGUAACUCUGUUUCAAUAAAAUCUUUAACUUUGUAGUUUAUCAAGGAUCUUGCUAUCACGGAAAAAGCAAAGAUAUAUUGCUUGCAUUACUGUUGUGAUCUUUUUGUCUGUCUUGGCAUCCUGAAGCUUUAAAAGAAAUAAAAUCAAG